Molecule: messenger RNA, 1035 nt
Organism: [Candida] anglica
Lineage: Eukaryota; Fungi; Ascomycota; Pichiomycetes; Serinales; Debaryomycetaceae
Source: the annotation of a GenBank genome assembly
AUGGAAAGUAUUGAUUGGACCUAUUUCAAACGUGCAACACAUGUAUUCAAACAAAAAAUUAAUAUAGAACCAACAACAUUUGAUGAAGAAUUUAACGAAUUAGAAAAGGAAUUUAAUUUAUCAACGAGUGGUUUAUAUAAAUUAAAAGAGAAUUUGACAAUUUAUACUCAAAGUGUACAAAAUAUUUUAAUAUCUUCAAGAAAUGUUGGUACAUUUACAAUAGAUUUAUAUAAUCCAUUGAUUGAAGGUAGUAACUCGGAAAAUUCAAUUCAAGAGGAAGCUUUAAUUUUACAAAAAGAUGUAAAAUUAUAUAUUGAUUGUAUAUGUGAUGCAAUUCCAAUGAUUUCAUCCGAAAUUAGUCUUGUUAAAGGUACAUUAAUUGAAUCUGUUAAUGCAAUGAUUUCUAAUUGUGAAAAUAUUAAAAAGAAAUGUAAGAAAAGGAUACUGAUUCUAAUUGAGAUUGAUUCAAUUCAAUUGAAAUUAAAUAAAAUUGCAGAAAGAAGAAGUUCCAAUGAUUUAUCCUUGAAACAAUCACAACAAUCUUUUAGCUUUGAGAGAAAUUUAAAAGAAAUUAAUGAAUCAUAUAAUACCAUUAACAUUCAAUUGAAAACUGAAUUACCAAUUUUUCUUCAAUUAAUUGAUAAGGCUAUUAUUCCGAUACAAAGACUAAUAUAUUUUUUACAAUUAUUAAUAUAUUAUCAAGUUUCAAAUAAUGUUUCAGAAAUGAAGGAAGCAUUUAAUUGCAAUUCAACUGAUUCAAACUACAUUUUGGAGUUUAAUAAGAGACUUCAACCUUAUAUAGAUUCUGCUGAUCAAUUAACAAUCGUCAAAUUUAGGGAGAAUUUCUAUUCUAAUUUAAUUUCACCUUCAAAAAUUUGUCAAGCUAUAUUCACAUUUGAAGCUAAAGCUGAAGGAGAUCUUUCAAUUAAAAGAGGCGAUAUUAUUAAAAUUACCAAUAAAGAAGGAAAUUGGUAUACUGGUGAAUUAAAUGGGAAAAUUGGCAGAUUUCCUGACAACUAUGUUAAAAUUCUUUAA